Messenger RNA from Arvicanthis niloticus (Nile rat), 942 nucleotides. The record is from RefSeq and is a predicted model, not a curated record. Lineage: Eukaryota; Metazoa; Chordata; Mammalia; Rodentia; Muridae.
AUGGAUAAUAUUACAGAAGUCACUGAAUUUAUCCUUGCAGGAUUAACAGAUGUCCCAGGACUACAGGUCCCUUUAUUUGUCAUCUUUACUUUUAUAUAUUUGACCACAUUGUUUGGUAACCUUGGGAUGAUUGGGUUGAUACUCCUGGACUCUCGCCUCCACACUCCCAUGUACUUUUUUCUCAGUAAUCUCUCACUGGUGGACUGUGUUUAUGCCUCAGCUGUCACUCCCAAGGUAAUAGAAGGGUUUCUUACAGAACACAAGAUCAUAUCCUACAAUGCAUGUGCUACACAGAUGUUCUUCUUAAUAGGAUUUGCAAUUACUGAAGGUUUUCUCUUGGCAUCAAUGGCCUUCGACCGUCAUGCAGCAGUGUGCAAACCCUUGCAUUACUCCACCACCAUGACAACAACAGUAUGUACCCUGCUUAUUGUGUGCUCUUACAUAAGUGGACUCUUACAAUCUUCCAUCCAUGUUGCCUUCACUUUCCAUCUCUACUUUUGCCAUUCCAAUGUAGUGAACCACUUUUUUUGUGACAUUCCCCCACUACUGGCUCUUUCUUGCUCUAGUAUCUAUAUAAAUGAAAUUAUACUUUUCAUCUUGGCAGCACUCACUAUUGCUUUAACUAUGUUAGUUAUCUUGAACUCUUACAUACUUAUUUUUGUUGCAAUAUUGAGGAUGUGUUCCGCUGAUGGACAAAAAAAGGCCAUUUCCACCUGUGCAUCCCACCUUACAACUGUUUCAAUCUUCUAUGGCACAGUUAUUUUCAUGUACUUACAGCCCAGCUCCACUCACUCCAUGGACACUGACAAGGUAGCAUCUGUAUUCUACACCAUGAUUAUUCCCAUGAUUAACCCUCUUGUCUAUAGCCUGAGGAACAAAGAGGUCAAUAAAGCAUUUAAAAUGAUUACUAGAAAAGCAUUGUUCUCACUUGGAUUAGUCUAA